Cricetulus griseus (Chinese hamster) is the source of this 2262-nucleotide messenger RNA. The record is from RefSeq and is a predicted model, not a curated record. NCBI's taxonomy places the organism in Eukaryota, Metazoa, Chordata, Mammalia, Rodentia, Cricetidae.
UGAAAGAAAUGAUAUCUUACGAGAAGCUGAAAUACUACAUAAAGCUAGAUUUAGUUACAUUCUUCCAAUUUUGGGAAUUUGCAAUGAGCCUGAAUUUUUGGGCAUAGUUACUGAAUACAUGCCAAAUGGAUCAUUAAAUGAACUUCUACAUAGAAAAACUGAAUAUCCUGAUCUUGCGUGGCCAUUGAGAUUCCGCAUCCUGCAUGAAAUUGCUCUUGGUGUAAAUUACCUGCACAAUAUGAACCCUCCUCUACUUCAUCAUGACUUAAAGACUCAGAACAUCUUGUUGGAUAAUGAAUUUCAUGUUAAGAUUGCAGAUUUUGGUUUAUCAAAAUGGCGCAUGAUGUCACUCUCUCAAUCACGAAACAGCAAAUCUGCCCCCGAAGGAGGAACGAUCAUCUAUAUGCCACCCGAGAACUAUGAACCUGGACAGAAAUCCAGAGCCAGUGUGAAGCAUGAUAUAUACAGCUAUGCAAUUAUCAUGUGGGAAGUGUUAUCAAGAAAACAGCCUUUUGAAGAGGUCACCAAUCCUUUGCAGAUCAUGUAUAGUGUGUCGCAGGGACAUCGGCCUGACACCAGUGAGGAGAAUUUGCCAUUUGAUAUACCUCAUCGAGGUCUCAUGAUCUCCCUGAUACAAAGUGGGUGGGCACAAAACCCGGAUGAAAGACCAUCUUUCUUGAAAUGCUUAAUAGAACUUGAACCGGUUCUGAGAACAUUUGAAGACAUAACUUUUCUUGAAGCUGUUAUUCAGCUAAAAAAAACAAAGAUUCAGAGUGCAUCCAGUACUAUUCACUUAUGUGAUAAGAAAGUGGAUUUAUCAAUGAACAUACCUACAAGCCAUCCUCCACAAGAGGAAUCAUGUGGCUCCUCUCUGCUAUCCAGAAAUACCGGUUCUCCUGGAACCUCCAGGUCCCUGUCAGCUCCUCAAGACAAAGAUUUUUUAUCUGGAGGACCUCAAGAUGGCUCUUCAUCGAAGCUGCAUCACUGUUCUGGAAAUCACAGCUGGGAUGGUGCCCUUUCCGAAUCACACAGGACAGCCCUCUGUGAUCACAGACCCACCCUGUGCUCUUUGGCUAUAAUAAAUCCACUCUUCGUUUCGAAAAGUUCAGAGCGCCUGCAACCUGGAAUAGCCCAGCAGUGGAUCCAGAGCAAGAGAGAGGACAUUGUGAGCCAGAUGACUGAAGCCUGCCUUAACCAAUCGCUGGAUGCCCUUCUGUCCCGGGACUUGAUCAUGAAGGAGGACUAUGAACUCAUUAGCACCAAACCAACAAGGACCUCAAAAGUCAGACAGUUACUAGACACCACUGACAUCCAAGGAGAAGAAUUUGCCAAAGUUAUAGUACAGAAGUUGAAAGAUAACAAGCAAAUGGGACUUCAGCCUUACCCGGAAAUGCCUGUGGUUUCCAGAACACCAUCUUCAAAUUUCCAUCAAAAUAAAAGCUUAUAAGUGAGUCUUUUCUGAGAGGAAAGUCAGUUUACAAAUGGUUAUUUAUAUGUCUGUUACCUGGAUAAUAUUUGUAUAAAAACAUGAGUAUUAGUUGCUUCCCUGAAGGUUUUUUGGAUGAGAUAAGUAUGUCUCCUUCCAUGGCAUUGCAGUAUUUUUUUUUAAAUUAAUAUAAGUAAAACUUUUGCAUUAUGCUGUGUAGUUCAGUUUUUUAUGUCAGUUUCAUUACUUGAACCUUUUUAUGUAAUAAUUACAUUUUUCUUGAAUAUACCAGUGCCUUAAGGUAGCCUUUGUUUCUGAUGGAAGACAUUUCCAAACUCACUUUAUCUGCGGAGCUUCAUUAUUCCUCUAAAAUGAAAUUUGACAUUACAUAGCAGUGAUACAGUAGUCCCACCCUGAAAUUCCGAGUUCAGAUCCCCAGUGAGUUACUCAUUUUUAAAUUUUAUUCACAAACUGUUAGGAGGUUAUUUCCAGGUGCACAAGGUGUAUAAAGAAGAAAAGAGCAAUCUCUUGUUAACACUGGCCGUCUAUCCACCUCUCCUCUUUGAGCAGAGUGAACAACCACUGUGCCCCUGAUGGCCUGCUUCCUGCUCCUGUCUAGAACAUAUGCUGACUGGGUAGAGGCCCUUCCUUACUUAGAGUGGCUGGUUUCUCUGUAACUCAGCAUGGUUUCCGUACUGAGGCGUGCUGCAGGUUCAGCUUCCUCCUCAUCGUGCACAUCUGGUCAGUUAGCACACAGUAGCCAAGCUGCUCUAUUUUUUUUUUUUUUCUAAGCUGUUCACACCAACUUCACUACAAACAAUAAAGAUACAAUGCAA